Molecule: messenger RNA, 3199 nt
Organism: Jatropha curcas
Lineage: Eukaryota; Viridiplantae; Streptophyta; Magnoliopsida; Malpighiales; Euphorbiaceae
Biological process (GO): protein phosphorylation
Molecular function (GO): ATP binding; protein kinase activity; protein binding
Source: RefSeq, a predicted model, not a curated record
UCAACGCGCAUUCAAUUUUGGUGAUAGCUACACUUUCAAGUCUUUCUAAACAUACUUUUCACAAGAAAAUGCAGCCUUGAAACAAUUGGACAGACCGAGUCUUUCUUGUACCUGACAUUAACCCCAUAUUUGUUCAUACUGUCAGCUAAGACACUGUUUUUGCAUAUGCUGUAAUGAUUCAGUAAUAUCUUCGCAGUCUGCACACACAACCUCGACCAUAAACUAUGGAUAUAAGAUAAAUGUUUAGCAAACAGAAGAAAGAGGAACAUUCUCAACUAUGAGAACUUCUGUCUCUUUGGUCCUUCUAGUUUCUUUGAUAGUUUUGCCAUUUUCUUGUAAAGCAAGCUUCGCUUUAACCGCGGAAGCUUUAGCCCUCCUAAAAUGGAAAACAAGUCUUGGGAAUCAAUCAAUUCUCCGGUCAUGGGUAAUACCCAGAGAAAAUGACAAUUCCAGUGCUGCAUAUCACUGCAAAUGGCGUGGAAUAACUUGUAAUAAAGCAGGCAGUGUUACUGAAAUAAAUCUUGCUUACACAGGUCUAACAGGUACUCUCCAAGACUUAGAUUUCUCCUCCUUUCCAAACCUUCUCCGUCUUGAUCUUAAAGUAAACCAGCUUACAGGCAUCAUUCCAUUAAACAUAGGCAUACUUUCCAAACUCCAGUUUCUUGAUCUUUCUACAAACAAUCUUAAUGGAACUUUGCCUCUUGCUCUUGCUAAUCUUACUCAGGUUUAUGAGCUUGACUUUUCUCGAAACAAUAUCAGUGGUGUGCUAGACCCCCGCUUGUUCCCUGAUGGAACAAGUUUUACCAAAACUGGCCUUGUUAGUCUAAAAAAUUUUCUCCUUCAAACUACAGGACUUGGUGGCAGAAUUCCUGAAGAAAUAGGAAAUCUGAAAAAUCUGUCUCUUCUAGCUUUAGAUGAAAAUCAUUUCUAUGGUUCAAUUCCUUCCUCUCUAGGAAAUUUGAGUCAGUUGACCAUUCUACGCCUUUCCAGCAACCAAUUAUCAGGGGAAAUUCCACCAACUUUAGGCAAUUUGAAAAAGUUAACUGAUUUGCGCUUGUUCAAAAACCAAUUGUCUGGUUUAGUGCCUUCAGGAUUAGGCAAUCUUUCAUCAUUAACUGUUCUACACCUUUCUGAGAAUAACUUAACUGGCCAUUUGCCACCACAAGUAUGCAAAGGUGGAAAGCUAAUCAAUUUCACAGCUGCUUUCAACAAUUUCUACGGUCCAAUCCCUGUUAGCCUAAACAACUGUCAUUCCUUAUACAGAGUUAGGCUUGAACAUAACCAACUUACAGGAGUUUUGGACCAAGAUUUUGGAGUAUAUCCAAACCUCACUUAUAUUGACCUAAGUUUCAACAAGUUGAGAGGUGAGCUCUCUGCAAAAUGGGGUCAAUGCCAAAACCUGACACUUCUGAGAAUUGCUGGGAAUAUGGUAGGUGGCAACAUUCCUGCUGAGAUUAGUCACCUGGAGCAGCUAGUAGUACUUGACCUUUCUUUGAACCAAAUUUCUGGUGACAUACCAGAAAAUCUUGGAAAAUUAUCCAAGCUUUUGCUUCUAAGCCUGAAAGAUAAUAGGCUUUCAGGUCAGGUGCCAACGGAAAUUGGAGAAUUAUCCAACUUGCAGUCUCUAGACCUUUCUAUGAACAUGCUAAGUGGGCCAAUUCCACAUCAAAUAGGAGACUGUUCUAGACUUCAAAUGCUGAACUUGGCCGAGAAUAAGUUGAAUGGCAGAAUCCCUUAUCAAAUUGGUAAUCUUGCAGCUUUGCAAAAUUCACUUGAUUUGAGCUACAAUUUUCUUACUGGAGAAAUCCCUUCUCAGCUUGGAAAGCUUGCAAGUUUAGAACAACUGAACCUAUCAUGCAAUAAUCUUACCGGUUCAAUUCCUUCUUCUCUUAGUAACAUGUUGAGCUUGAUUACUUUCAAUCUUUCAUAUAACAACUUAGAGGGUCCAAUUCCUGAUAGCAACAUCUUUCGCUCAGUCGAUCCAAGCGCUUAUAGCAACAACAAAGACUUAUGCAGUGGUGAAAUGCAAGCUUUGAGACCCUGCAAUACCACUACUACUGAAAAGAGCGACACAAAUAGAAAAAACAAAUUCGUUGCAAUUGCUCCUUCAAUGGCAGGUGGGCUAUUUCUUUCACUUGCAUUUGCAAGUAUUCUUGCAUUUCUCCACAAAAGAAACAUGUCAACAGAUGAAAGCAAAUCAAGCAGUAGAGAAGAAGAUCAAUUCUCGGUAUGCUACUUUAAUGGCAGGAUUGUGUAUGAAGACAUUAUUCAAGCUACAAAAAACUUCAAUGACAUGUACCGCAUUGGAGAGGGAGGAACCGGAAAGGUUUACAAAGCGGAAAUGUCAGGCUGUCAAGCGUUAGCAGUAAAGAAGCUGAAUUACCUUGGCAAAGACGGAGAAGUUGAAAGGAUAAAAAGUUUUAGCAAUGAGGUAGUAGCUUUAGCAGAACUACGCCAUCGCAAUAUUGUAAAACUCCAUGGAUUCUGUUACAAAAGAAAGCAUGCAUUUUUGGUUUACGAGUUCAUAGGAAAAGGAAGCUUAGCUAAUAUGCUAAGCAGUGAGAAAGGAGCUACGGAGUUGGAUUGGGAAAAGAGGAUUAAAAUUAUUAAAGGGGUUGCUCAUGCUUUAUCUUAUAUGCAUCAUGAUUGUAAUCCACCUAUGAUUCAUCGAGACAUAUCCAGCAAUAAUGUUUUAUUAAACUCUGAACUUGAGGCUCUUGUAUCAGAUUUUGGCACUGCCCGGUUUUUGAAGCCGUAUUCAUCUAAUUGGACAACAAUUGCAGGAACAUAUGGUUACGUAGCUCCUGAGCUAGCUUACACGGCUGCGGUGACUGAGAAAUGUGAUGUUUAUAGUUUUGGGGUGCUGGCAUUAGAAGUUAUGAUAGGGAAGCAUCCAGCAGAACUCAUAUCAUAUCUGCAAUCAUUGACUGAUAGAUGCAUAUGCUUAGAAGAUGUCUUAGACGGACGUAUCUCGCCUCCAACAGAUCAACAACUUACUGAUAAAUUGUCGUGUUUGUUGAGUAUUGCUUUCAUAUGUUUAAGAGCUAAUCCUGAAUCUCGACCGUCCAUGAGAAACGUAUCUCAGCUUCUUGAAAUGAAGGACAGUUCUGAUUGUUAGUACUAAUUCCUAAACACUAGUUUGUAUAUAUGUUAAUUAUUUAGUCCAUAUCUUAACAAUCAAACUAAUUAUGAAGUACUA